Cydia amplana is the source of this 1608-nucleotide messenger RNA. RefSeq names its product esterase E4-like. The transcript has 4 exons. The coding region runs from base 35 to 1606 and encodes 523 amino acids. The record is from RefSeq and is a predicted model, not a curated record. NCBI's taxonomy places the organism in Eukaryota, Metazoa, Arthropoda, Insecta, Lepidoptera, Tortricidae.
CAUGUUAUGCUAAGAUAAUAAGACUUUAAAAAAGAUGUCCUGUCAAGUGAAAGUCAAAGAGGGCAUACUCCAAGGAAAAUUGUGCAACUACAGUGGAAAGGAAUAUUAUAGCUUUGAAGGCAUCCCAUAUGCUAAGCCACCCAUCGGGGAUUUGAGGUUUCGGGAACCCCAGGAGCCGGAAAACUGGACAGGUGUCCGCGAUGCAUUAAAACCAGGAAAUAGUUGCAUACAAUUAAAGCCAGGAACAAGACAGCAUUUCGGAUCCGAAGACUGCUUGUACUUAAAUGUUUACACUCCAAGUCUACCUGAAAAAGGACUUAGAAAACUUCCAGUGCUAGUUUACGUCCAUGGUGGAAAAUUCUUAUUUGGGUUUGGUGAUUACUACAGGCCAGAAUACUUAAUAGAGCAAGAUGUCAUGUUAGUGACAUUGAAUUACAGACUCCAUGCCCUAGGCUUUCUAUGCCUUCAUAUACCUGAAGCUGCAGGGAAUAUGGGGCUUAAAGACACUGUAAUGGCACUAAAAUGGGUUAAAAAUAACAUUAGCAAGUUUAAUGGAGAUGAAAAUAACAUCGUGGCGAUUGGUGAAAGCGCGGGUAGCGCUGUAGUGACGUCAUACUUGAUUACUGAAAUGGCAAAUGGCUUGGUGAACAAGAUUAUAGCUUUAUCCGGAGUUUGCGUGUCGGAUUUGUUUAUGAUAGAUGACGACCCUAUUUUCAAAGCUAAACACUUAGCGACGACCUUUCAACAAGAAUUUAGUGAUGUGAGAAGUUUAUACGAUUAUCUCAUGAAACUUCCUAUUGAAGAAUUGUUGUACGCAGCAGCCAUGGUUGAGUAUUCCAGACCACCGUCAAUAAUAAGUGCUUACUUUCUUCCCGUUGUUGAAAAGAAAUUUGUCAACGAGAGAUACUUUGAUGAAUACCCUUUAAUUAAAUUCCGAGAAAAUCGACAUAAGAAUUUGCCUGUUCUGUUUGGCGUGAAUACUUAUGAAGGAGGUUUUUUCAUCCGUCAGGACAAAGCUGGAAACAUAAAAUUUGAGAAUGAUUUUCGUUAUUUCAUACCACGUUUUUUGUUUGUCCAACCAUAUAGUGCUGAUGCGGUUGACAUUGCAAAAAAGAUGAGAAAUUAUUAUUUUGAUGGUGCAGCAAUAGAUCAAACGAAAAAACUGAAUUACAUAAAUUUUGUAUCUGAUGCCUAUUUCAAAAGGGACAUUAUGACAUUUUUAAAUACCUUUGGAAAGCACUCUGAUCGCGGAUUAUACGUGUUUCAACUUUCACAUUCGAGUAAAAUGAAUACCAGAAAAGCGCAACAGCUAGGACUAAAAGGCACGGUCCAUGGAGAUCUGUUACAAUAUAUUUUUUACAGAAAGGGAAAAGCUGACAUUGCAAAUGAAAAAGACAGAGAAAUAAUAACCAUUUUAAAUCAGACAAUUAGUAACUUCGCCAGAACUGGAGUUCCGAGAUGGUCCAACAUGCCUAUUGAAUGGAAACCUUACACAGACUGCCAACGUCAUGUUCUAGAGAUUGACGAGAACAUAAAACUUAUUCAGGACUUUGGCGACGGAAUUGAUAGAUUUUGGAGUAGUUUGGGGCAGAGAUCAAAACUGUGAUA